AUGUACCUUGACCUUGCCUUGAAAGAGCAGAAAGGCUCUUCUGAUAAUAUUGAGUCGAAAUAACAGAAUUAGAAGAAUGAUCAAACAUUUCUUUCAUGAAAGAGACCUCAGCGUACUAAUGAGACCAACAGAGAAGGAGUCUGACCUUCAGAAACUACUUGAGAUCAAGGAUGAGGAUCUAAGACAUCAGUUUAUCAAAGGACUUAAUAACUUGAGAAACAAGGUAUUCAAAUAAAGUCCAAGCCAAAAAAUUGAACCAGACUUUUAUUAACGGAUCAAUGUUAGGAGAUCUGGCUGUAGCAUAUACUAAGUCUCUAAAUCAAGGUUCAGUUCCUAGGAUAGAGAGUUGCUGGGAUUAUAUGAUUGAGGCAGAGAAUAAAAAAGGAAUCUUGACAGCAUUCAGAUCUAUGCAAGAUCAACUAAAUGAACUGAUUUCUGACCUUCCCAUGAACGAGGAACAGCUUCAGGAUCAUAAAAAUUCGAUCCUUAAUCACACAAUACGAGUAUUCCAAGAAAUCUCAAUAAUUUCUAAAGACCAAAAUCUUGGCUCCCACAUCGAAAAUAUCUCAAAUAAACUCGAGCAGGAGUUUUUAAAUGUACUCAGAGAGAAUCGAGAAGUGACCAAGUCCCUUUUAGAAGCUUAUUUCGACAAGCAUUUUAAACCUCUGGUUAAUAAGAAUUUAAGCCUCCAGAAGUACAAGAAUUUUCAGGACUACAACAAAGAGAUGGAAAUGUUCAGAGCACAAUUCAGUAAAGAAAUGAAGGAUAAAGGGUCGAAUAUUGAGCUGAUGAUCGAUCAAAUUUUCUUCAGGUUCAACUCCUUGGUCUACCAAGAGAUAUCUUCCUCAAACUGACACCAUGUAGAGCUUGAGCUCGCUGCGACUAAGGAAAGACUUAGAAUCGCAGAAGAGGACAUCCAACGCCAAAGAGUUGAAUUUCUUGAAUCCAGAAGUUUAUUAGAGAGUAAAAUAAACCAACUUGAGAGUGAGAGAGUCCAUUUUUCAGCACAGAAUCAAAUUCUUAACGAGAAAAUCUCUCUUAAAGACCAAGAAGUUCAAAAUGUUUCGUUUUCCUGGAAGCAGAAAUGGGAAGAAACUAACGAGAAUUUGUCUAAAAUUCAAAAGCAAUUUGGCACUCUCGAGGAGAAAUACCAAAAGCUUAAGGAAGAGUCCUCUCAAAAGGAGAUUAAUUUUGUUAAAGAAAACAGUGAGAUUAUGACGCAGAAAAAGAUGGCUGAGAAUGAGGCUAAAUUUCUCCGUGAACAAGUCAGCCUAAAAGAUGUCAAAAUAAAGGAUUUACAAGAUUCUAUCAUGGCUCUCAAGGGGAGAAAUCAACAGCCCGUUAUUGAAGUCAAGGAAGUCCCUGUCCUUCAAGAACAGACUGAGAAUGAUGAAAGAGAUAAACAAAUUGAGCAAUACAAACUUGAUUUACGUCAUCUCAAUAAAAUCAAGGAGAACAUGGAAGUCACUUGUCAGUCCUUGCAGAAGGAAAAUAUUCAGAUUCUCGACGAAAACACUGACUUGAGCAAGACUCAUCGAAAUUUGGUUGACGAAAAGCAAGAAAAUAAAAAGCUGACUAAGAAAUUACUGGACCAUCUUAAAAAUAAAUUAAUCGAGAAACACGAGUCUAAUUGAGCCUUAAAGACAAUGUGCUCAACAAUGGAGGAAAGUUAUGCCCAAAUACAAGCAGAUCAUAACCGGAUGAAGGAACAAAUUGAGUCUUACAAAAGAAUCGAAGCUGCUUUUGAAGGGUGCACUAGUUUCAAGUGAAAGUCAUGCAUGAGACUUAUAUCCUCAGCGAACUUUAUCAACCACCAAGAGUUAUGCAACAGUUUAUUUGACAUUCCGUUGGACAUUACAGUGUGUGAUUUUGUGAAGCAGUCCUCUCCAGGUGAGAGAUCUCCUCACUAUGCGUAUAAUAUCAGUAUCACAGUUCUGAAUACCACGUGGUGCAUUACAAAGAGGUUUAAGCAGCUAUGGAUCCUCCACAAGAAGCUAAUGGCUAGCUUCCAGUCCAACCAGGAGAGGCUCAACGAGUUCGUAGAAAACACUAAGCAUCUUGAGUUUGAAGAGAGAGUUGAGAAAAUCAACGAUAAAGAAAGAACCAAACUUGCCAAUGAAAGAAUGUACUUUAUUAGAGACUAUUUGGCAGCAAUCAUUGACUUUGAUUAUGUCAGAAAGAACCUCGAUUUUAAUAAGUUCAUGGAGAUUUAUGAGCAUUUCGAUGAUAUCCAGGAAAACGCAGAAGUAGCCGAAGCCUCGAGUAAUAGCUUUGUAGAAGAAGUAUCUGAAGAAGAAAGUCAAAGAAUUGAGAGUCUCGAGAACGGACUUACUUCUUUCAUUUUAAAGAAUAAUCAAUAA
Moneuplotes crassus is the source of this 2360-nucleotide messenger RNA. NCBI's taxonomy places the organism in Eukaryota, Ciliophora, Spirotrichea, Euplotida, Euplotidae. The record is from the annotation of a GenBank genome assembly.